Molecule: messenger RNA, 1370 nt
Organism: Medicago truncatula (barrel medic)
Lineage: Eukaryota; Viridiplantae; Streptophyta; Magnoliopsida; Fabales; Fabaceae
Product: GDSL esterase/lipase At5g03610
Exons: 4
Coding region: 108-1187 (359 amino acids)
Molecular function (GO): hydrolase activity, acting on ester bonds
Source: RefSeq, a predicted model, not a curated record
UAUCCAUAUCUAUUUCCAUUGUGCAUUCAAUUAUAUUUUACUCUCUCCUUUCUAACUUCCCAACAAAAAUCUCAAAACCUUCAUCAUUCCCAUUGCUAGUCAUCAUCAUGGACUCACAAAAGCACCUUUUCAUCCUCUCAUGUCUUUCCCUAUUACUUGUACUUCUCUCAGGACAAAUGGAGAUGCAAGUUGAGGCCACUCGCCAUCUCAAUCAUCCUUCAAAAAAAUUGUUUGUUUUUGGAGAUUCGUAUGUUGAUACCGGCAACUCCAUAAAAACCAUAUUUGAUUCAUGGAAAGUACCUUAUGGUAUAACCUUUCCCGGAAAACCAGUUGGGAGAUUCUCCGACGGUAGAGUUUUAACCGACUUCCUUGCCAAGUAUUUGGGAUUGAAAUCACCAAUCACUCACAAUUUAUGGAAUACUAAUACAGUGCCUAAGCAUGAUUUGAAGUAUGGGAUGAACUUUGCCUAUGGUGGUACAGGUGUAUUUGAAAUAUCUUCUACAGGACCAAAUGUGACAACACAAAUCAAUUCCUUAAUCAAACUCAUUCAAGAAAAUGUAUACACUCCCUCAGAUAUCACCAAAUCUAUAGCUUAUGUCUCUGUUGCUGGAAAUGACUACAAUUAUUAUUUGAAAACAGGAGGAGCUUUCCUGGGUUUCCCAUCUUUCCCAUCUUUCAUUGAAUCAGUGAUUGAACAAACAACCACCAAUUUGAUUCAUCUUCAAAGCUUAGGAUUUGAGAGAAUUGUUGUGGGUGCUUUACAACCCCUUGGUUGUCUUCCUCAAGCAACUGCUGAAACCUCAUUCCAAAGUUGCAAUAGUACAUUUAACGACCUCGUAGCUCUCCACAAUAACCUAUUGAACCAAUCUGUUACAAAGUUAAAUCAAGAAACCAAUGAUCACACCACAUUCACAAUUCUAGACAUUUUCGAUAGUUUCAAGUCAGUGUUGAAUCACCCUUCUAGCCAUAACAUUAAGGAACGUUUGAAACCAUGUUGCGUCGGAGUAAGCAGUGAGUAUAAGUGUGGAAGUGUAGAUUAUAAAAAUUUAAAUAAGGUUAAGAAAUAUUUGGUUUGUGAAAAUCCUGAAUCAACUUUCUUUUGGGAUCAGUUGCACCCAACACAGGCCGGUUGGAAUGCUGUGUAUAAUGAGUUGGAGAAGAAAGAUCUUUAUCAAGUUUUGUAUUAGGGCUUCACUAUGUAUAUAUGUUUGUGCCAUCUAUUUGCAUCCUUUUGUUUGUUGUUCGAUAAAACACCUCUAUUGUCAUUAAUUUGUUGAUUUAUCCUUAAAAUCAACUUGUUUGUAAGAUUGUAACUAUUCUGUUUGAUUUCAUUUCAAUGCGUAGAUUAUGAAAAUUGAUUAUUAUCAUUA